Molecule: messenger RNA, 3089 nt
Organism: Antechinus flavipes (yellow-footed antechinus)
Lineage: Eukaryota; Metazoa; Chordata; Mammalia; Dasyuromorphia; Dasyuridae
Product: zinc finger protein OZF-like
Exons: 1
Coding region: 798-1955 (385 amino acids)
Source: RefSeq, a predicted model, not a curated record
CAUUUAUUAUUUUCCUUUUCAUUCAUAUUAGGUGAUCCGAUAGAUGUGAGGUGGUAUGUUAGAGUUGUUUUAGUUUGUAUUUCUCUAGUCAAUAUUGAUUUAGAGCAUUUUUCUUUUUGACUAUGGAUAGAUUUGGUUUCUUCAUUUGAAAACUGCCAUUUAUCAUUUAUCAACUGUGGCAUGACUUGUAUUCUUAUAAGGCUCAUUUCUUUACAUAUUUGAGAAAUGAGGCGCAAGACCCUUUCUGUUGCACAGAGUGGCUGUUUAGUGAUGUUAGUCUUUUAACUUUUAGAUAAUGAGGACCUGAGUCUUGAUUUUGGAUAUUUCCCCAGAUCCCUGUUUUCCUCAUAGUUUCUUUUCUCUCGGUUUCUUCUCUUAAAUUCUUUUUUUUUUUUUAAAUCUUAUUCAUCAGAGGCUACCUAAGAGUGAUCCUAUCACCGUCUAUUUCACGAACAUCCUACAAUUCAGUCUUCGUUGAUCAUCCUCAUCCACAAUGAUCCUAGUAUGUAUACAUCAAUGUCUCUCUAAAAUCUUUAGAUGAUUCCUUGUUUUUCUUCCAUUGUCUUUGGUCACUGUCUUUCCAGAGUGUCAAGCCAUAUUUGAGAGUUCUCAUGUGCUCCAAUCACUGGAAACCACUGGAAACCAUUUUCAGUUGCAUCACUUCAUCCCCUUUCUCCCAGAUUGGAGAAGUGGAGAAAUUCAUGAUUUAUUAAUCUCUUUCAGAUGUGGAGACUAGCAAUGCAACCACAGAGGUGACUCCAAAUGAGAAUAUUCCAGAAGAACAAUCAUCCCAGGUUAUGAAAAUAAAAAGUCUCAGAGAGGGCAGUCUUUGCUACUCCAUAUUUUCAGAUUUGGGGAAACACGACAGCCAGAAAAGGAGGCAACAGGGAAAUGAUUUGAGAGAAAUGACUAAACAGCAUAAGAUUCAUCCUAGAGAGAAAUGUUAUAAAUGUAAGGAAUGUGGAAAAGCUUUCAGACAAUGCUCGCACCUUACUGAACAUGAGAAGAUUCAUUCUGGAGAGAAGCCUUACAAAUGUCAUGAAUGUGGGAAAGCCUUCACUCACAACUCGAGCAUUAUACGACAUCAGAGGAUCCAUACAGGAGAGAAACCUUAUGAAUGUAAUGUCUGUGGGAAAGCCUUCAUUCAGAAAUCUGAUCUUAAUGUCCAUCAGAUGAUUCACACUGAAGAAAAGCCUUUCAAAUGUAAUGAAUGUGGGAAAGCAUUCAGUAAAUCCUCAUACUUUAUUCAACAUCAGCUAAUCCAUACUGGGGAGAAACUUUAUAAAUGUCACGAAUGUGGGAAAGAAUUCACUCAGAAUUCUGGCCUUAUUCAACAUCAGAAGAGUCAUACCAGAGAGAAGCCUUACAAGUGUGACGAAUGUGGGAAAGCCUUCUCCAAUACCUCACGCGUUAUUCAGCAUCAAAGAAUUCACACCAGAGAGAAGCCUUAUAAAUGCAAAGCCUGUGGGAAGGCCUUUACUCAGAAUUCGACCCUCACUCAACACCAGAAGAUUCACAAUGGAGAGAAACCUUAUAUAUGUAGUCAUUGUGGCAAAGCUUUCACUCAUAUAUCUGGCCUCAUUCAACAUCAGAGGAUGCACACUGGGGAGAAGUGUUACAAGUGCAAUCAAUGUGGGAAGGCGUUCUUCAAGACCUCCCACGUGACUCAGCACCAGAGGAUUCACACUGGAGAGAAGCCUUAUCAGUGCCAGGAGUGUGGGAAAGCCUUCAUUCAGAACGGAAGCCUCAUUCGGCAUCAGAGGGUUCACACUGGAGAGAAGCCUUAUAAGUGUCACGAUUGUGGGAAAGUUUUCUCUAAUUCUUCCCAUGUGAUUCAACACCGGAGGAUUCAUACUGGAGAGAAGCCUUAUAAAUGUAAGGAGUGUGGGAACGCAUUCACUCAGAAAGGUAGUCUCGUUCGACACCAGAAGGUUCAUGCUGGAGAGAAGCCUUAGUACAAGGUGACUCGUUGACAGGUUAAUGUAGGAUGGGAAGAUUUAUACUGGCCAACAGCCUUCCAGAUGCCAUUAAUGUGGGGAAACAUUGCCUCCAAGAUCAAGCCUUAGUCUACUCGAGAGUAUUCGUACUGGAGAGAAGUCGUGACAAAAGCUACGUUGCAGCUCAUUACUUAUUGAACAUUAGAUAAUUUGUGAUGGAGAGAAGUCUUAUAAUGUGGGAAAAGCUUCAAUUGUUGCUCAUGAUUUAUUGAAAUCCGGUGAUUCCUGCUGUAGAGAAGUCUUACGAAUGCAAUGAAUCUUCAAUUACAAUGCGUAACUUUUUGAAUUUCUGAUGAUUCAUAUCAAGAAAGAAGUUUUUAUCAAUAAAAGGAACAUUGGAAAGUCAUCAGUCAUCGUCCAGACCUUGUUAAGCACUGGGAAAUUCUUACUGCAAAGAAGCCUGUUAGAUGUAGCAAAAGCCUUCUAUUACAAGUUGAUUGUACUUAGCUAUUAGGGGAUUUCUGUUGUAGAGUAGCCUCAAAGUUAAAUUAAUGUAGGAAGGCAUAGAAUAAAUCCUCACACUUUAUUCAACACCAACCAGCUGAUUAAUCCUGAAAAGAAUUCUUAAAUAGGUAGAACAGCCUUCUGUGGUAGUGUGUAGCUAAUAGAACAUCCCCAGAUUCAGUAUUGUGGAGAAUUACAGAUGUGAUGAUCAGAAAGUUUUCUCAGACUACACAAAUCUUACUCAGAAUCAGAGGAAUGGGGCAAAAAGCCCCACCAUGUCUAAUUUAGGUCAUGGGAGCAUAGAAUUAGAGCUAGAAGGGACCUUGGAGGCCAACAAGCCCACUCCCUUCAUUUCAACAAGGAGAAAAUUGAAGUUGUUAGAGGUUGUGUCUUUUGCAGUGUUACCCAGCUUGUAAAUGUAUGAGGUGGGAUUUGAAUGCAGGUCUUCCUUAUUUUGAGUCCAGCACUCUAUCCAGUGCACUCCCUAGCUACCCCAGGCAUCUAUGUUUGCAUUAAAUGUGUUUCUCUGAGCAACAUGAUUAUGUUGCUUUUUGUUACUUAAGCCGUUUUGUAAUGUCUUUACAUUUAAUGCUAGAAUGCAAACUAUUCGUGUUUAUUGAUUUAAUUAAUAAAUUUUAUUUGGCUUCU